This is a messenger RNA of Chrysemys picta bellii (western painted turtle), 2652 nucleotides long. It is a transcript of the gene GSN, whose product is annotated as gelsolin. Gene Ontology annotation, cellular component: actin cytoskeleton; cytoplasm. Lineage: Eukaryota; Metazoa; Chordata; Testudines; Emydidae. The record is from RefSeq and is a predicted model, not a curated record. Gene Ontology annotation, biological process: central nervous system development; barbed-end actin filament capping; actin polymerization or depolymerization. Gene Ontology annotation, molecular function: actin filament binding; phosphatidylinositol-4,5-bisphosphate binding.
GGAAACAAAGAAGGAGUUGGGGCUCCUCAGUCCCUCUUCUGUUGGAGGUGAAAGAGUGAAGAACCCUUUGCUGUUAAAAACGCUUCUUAAAUUCCAGUGCAAACACAGCUAGAGUUGCAUUCUGCUCACAGUUUUUUGUACAAUGGCUCUGAGGUUAAGCUACGCAAGCUCUGUAUCUGUCGCAGGGCUCGGCUAUCUCGUUACAGCAGCUGUUCUUCUUUCAGCUGUGCCUGUCAGCAUGGUGGAACACGCUGAAUUUCUGAAGGCUGGAAAGGAGCCGGGCCUACAGAUCUGGCGGAUUGAGAAAUUUGAUUUGGUACCUGUGCCAAAAAACCUGUAUGGAGACUUCUUCACUGGAGAUGCUUAUCUGGUUCUGAACACCGUCAAACAGCGGAGUGGGAACCUGCAGUAUGAUCUGCAUUUCUGGUUAGGGGAUUUCUGUAGUCAGGAUGAAAGCGGUGCAGCUGCCAUAUUCACUGUCCAGAUGGACGAUUAUCUUCACGGGAAGGCUAUCCAGCAUCGGGAGGUGCAAGGGCACGAGUCUUCAACUUUCCUGGGAUACUUCAAAUCUGGCCUGAAGUACAAAACUGGUGGAGUUGCUUCUGGCUUCAAGCAUGUGGUUCCCAAUGAGGUGGCUGUCCAAAGAGUCCUUCAGAUCAAAGGCAGACGAGUGGUUCGAGCUACUGAGGUCCCUGUGAGCUGGGACAGUUUCAACAAUGGAGAUUGUUUCAUCCUUGAUCUGGGCAGUGACAUCCACCAGUGGUGCGGCUCCAAGAGCAAUCGGUUUGAGCGGCUGAAGGCCACCCAGGUGGCUAAGGGGAUCCGGGAUAAUGAGCGGAGUGGCCGUGGCAAAGUCUACGUCAUGGAGGAAGGGUCAGAGCGGGAGCAAAUGCUGCAGGUUCUGGGACCUAAGCCCGAUCUGCCAGAAGGAGUCGCUGAUGACCUCAAAGCUGAUGCAUCCAAUAGAAAGCUGGCUAAGCUGUAUAAGGUCUCCAAUGGUGCAGGGAACAUGGCUGUCUCUCUGGUGGCAGACGAGAAUCCGUUCUCCCAGGCUGCACUGGACUCCAACGACUGCUUCAUUCUGGACCAUGGCUCUGAUGGGAAAAUCUUCAUUUGGAAAGGCAAGAAGGCCAACUCCGAAGAGAAGAAGGCAGCCCUGAAAACUGCCUCCGAGUUCAUCUCCAAGAUGCAGUACCCCAAACACACCCAGGUCCAAGUCCUGCCCGAGAGCGGCGAGACCCCCUUGUUCAAGCAGUUCUUCAAGAACUGGCGGGACAGAGACCAGACGGAGGGGCUAGGCACAGCCUACAUCUCCAGCAACAUCGCCCAGGUCGAGAAGGUGCCCUUCGACGCCGCCACGCUGCACAACUCCACAGCCAUGGCUGCCCAGCACGGCAUGGAGGACGAUGGCUCUGGCAAGAAACAGAUCUGGAGAAUAGAAGGCUCUGCUAAAGUGCCCGUGAAUCCUUCGCUGUAUGGCCAGUUCUACGGAGGGGACAGCUACAUUAUCUUGUAUGACUACAAGCACAGUGGAAAAACGGGACAGAUUAUCUACACUUGGCAGGGUGCAGAUUCCUCCCAGGAUGAGAUUACAACCUCCGCAUUCCUCAGUGUCCAGCUGGACGAAGAGCUGGGAGGCAGCCCCGUGCAGAAACGAGUGGUGCAGGGAAAAGAGCCAGCUCAUCUGAUGAGCAUGUUUGGCAAGAAACCUUUGAUUGUCUACAAGGGUGGAACCUCCAGGGAUGGAGGCCAGACGGCACCAGCCGCAACACGGCUGUUUCAGGUCCGGUCCAGCACCUCUGGAGCCACCAGAGCCGUGGAGCUGGAUGCUGUUGCCAGUGAACUGAACUCCAACGAUGCGUUUGUCCUGAAAACUCCCUCCACUGCUUACCUUUGGGUUGGCCAAGCAGCCAGCGACACCGAGAUAUCUGGGGCACAAGAGCUGCUGAAGAUUCUGGGAGCUCGCCCAGUACAAAUUGCUGAGGGAAGCGAGCCAGAUAGCUUCUGGGAAGCUCUGGGUGGAAAAGCAGCAUAUCGCACCUCCCCCCGGCUGAAGGACAGGAAGAUGGAUGUUAACCCCCCUCGCCUCUUUGCCUGCUCAAACAAGAGCGGACGCUUCAUUAUUGAAGAGGUUCCUGGAGAGCUAACCCAAGAUGACCUUGCUACAGAUGAUGUUAUGAUCCUUGACACAUGGGACCAGGUCUUUGUCUGGAUUGGAAAUGAGGCUAAUGAAGAGGAAAAGACUGAGGCCAUGACAUCAGCUAAAAGGUACAUUGAGACUGAUCCUGCCAACCGAGAUAAGAGAACGACUAUCGCGAUCAUCAAGCAAGGAUUCGAACCUCCCACCUUCUCUGGCUGGUUCCUAGGCUGGGAUGACGAUUACUGGACAGUUGAUCCUCUCGAGAGGGCAAUGGCAGAGCUGGCUGCCUAAGUAAAGAGGAUCCUUUUUUAAAUAGAGCAAGUUUGGUGCCUUCAGUGCCUACAGAGCUACGUCCUCCUGCAGGAGACACAUUAAUGUGGCCACUGUUUUUAAUAGCCAACUAGCUGUGCAAUAAUUAAAGAAAUUCAUGAUGAGUCCUAUCACGCUACCCACUGCUUUGAACAUGGUAUUUAAUACAAUAAAGCUUACAUGGAACGUGCGAACACUAAAAA